This is a messenger RNA of Colletotrichum scovillei, 4654 nucleotides long. RefSeq lists its product as uncharacterized. The coding region runs from base 1636 to 4341 and encodes 901 amino acids. The transcript is spliced from 3 exons. NCBI's taxonomy places the organism in Eukaryota, Fungi, Ascomycota, Sordariomycetes, Glomerellales, Glomerellaceae. The record is from RefSeq and is a predicted model, not a curated record.
UGUAAGUAAGCUCAGAGUCGGAGUGAGGAAGACAUCGGAUCUCUAUCAUUUCCUUGGCGGUUUAUUUCUCUCAAGGCUUCCUUCGAAUGGUCAAUUCCCCAUCCGAUAAUUCGUUUCGCGAGGCACCAUCUCGUGUCCGUAGCUCGUUCUCAGUGGGAAGAAGAAGGUCAACCGGCGAAAAGGUAAUUGAUCAGCCCUAUCCUGGCGUGGGAUCCCACCACGACACCAUUCACCUCCUCUCCUCCGUUCUGAUUACGCCCCCCUCUUCCACAUUCCGCCCAAUUUCCAUCGGGUUGAAUCGAAUUUACCGUUGACAUCCACAACUGACCAUUGAGCAACCCGCAACUCUCGCCCGUUAUCAAUUCGUUGUUCAACCGCUCAUCGUUUGUCUCUGCCAUCCAAGCGCUUGGCUUUCGAGGCUUUAUCUCUGGGUUGCCGAUGACAAGACCUCGAACGACGACCCCUGAGGACACGGAUCGAAACCAGCCUGUGUUUCACCAAACGACCCCAGAUCCCUCCCCCGCAGCAGCUGUAGCGUGUCGCUCAUCGUCCCCCACGAGUAUCGAGCCUUAACCGCUGUUCGUCUGAAGAGAGGUGACCCCAGCCAGUAAUAGAGGCAGCCGGAGGAGAACCCCGACAGAAAGACUCGAGGGAGGAGACUGCGUGUCCCUCCAACCAUCUUUCGCAGCCAUUCGUUUCUGGCCUGCGAUUGCUGGUCGAGAACGGGAUAGCGUUGCACGCCAGGACUGGACGGACAUUCAGACAGUCUCUGACAGCCUCUAUCAAAGCAGCCAUCGGCAGCACCCUAGCAUCAAGCCAUAAGCGAAUCCAGCUCUCCAGCUGGCGAGGAGUAUCCGUACGGCGACCUGGGUUGACUUGUGCACAGCCCCAAGAAAGCCCCUCCAAGGAACCCAGACCUAGACCCAGUCGCCCAGCGCGGCAUCCGCUUCUGCAGGUUGGGUAGCCAAUCCGAACCAAUCCAUCUGUUCUUCUGCCUGUUGCUCUGGUGGUGGUGCUUCCUUUGGCGGGCACCUGCACACGUAGGUUAGAUUGAACUUGGAUGAGAAGUGGACAGACAGGGCCUCGCAGACGCAGAACCGCAGGCGCAGGCGCAGGCGCGCAAAAAAUAGGAACAGGGACCAGCAGGACGGGCUGAUCAAUCUCUCGUCUUGCCAUCCUCUUGCUUCCCUUUCUUGCUUGCCGCUGGUUGCUAGCUGUCAUUGCUUCUGCCACUGCAUCUCGACCUUGCACAUCGACGGACAGACAAGAUUCGAGCCGACAUUUGACUGAGCCAAGCUGAGCUGAAGCGAAGCCUGUCCCGCUACGUUGCUGCGUACCCCCGGAAGCAAGCAAGCAAGCAAAGCUGCGCGUUCGGUCCACCAUCCGGUCUUGUGUAUCUGUCUGUCUCUGCUUUCUCUCAUUUUCAGUCUGUUCAGUCAGUCAACCCACGGGCUGUGCCGUUUGGCAUACCUAGGACGAUCGAUCUGCUUGCUACCCUUUUUACCCACAGUGUUCCAGUGGAGGGCAAGCGUCCCGAACAAGCAACAAGGGAACAAGAAAAAAGGUCAAUAAACAAAAAAAGAAGAAGCCAGGUUGGACUGCGGCGGCUGCGCACAACGACAUCACAGUGUUAUAAUGCCGGCCUUCGGUCGCAUUGGAAGGCACCACAACCGCUCGCAGCAAGGACUUGUUGAUCCGGGCGGAGAGGUUGCUGCUGGAUCUGGCUCAGGUUCAGGUUUAGGAGGUUCAGCGGCAUCACAUCCCACGCCUGGUCCUUCUGGUUCUGCGCCGCCUUCCGGCCCUGCUGGUGCCGCCGGUGCUCCUUCCUCCUCAUCUCACUCUCACUCCUCCUCCCUCGCUCCUGCCUUGAGUGCAGGCUCUGGCACAACCACGGCCAACAACGCCGCCGGCGCUAAUAGUCUCAAUCAAAUUACCCCCCAUUCAGCCUCGUCGACCGCCUUCAGCUCCAGCGAAUCCUUUGACAUCCACCCAAACCAGCUGGCAGCUCAUCAACAACAUCAGCUCCAACAGCAACAACUCCUUCAACAACAACAACAACACCAGCAAGGGCAGCAAGGGCCAUCUCCACUGCAGCAGCCCCACGAUUACCAUCCUCCUGCCUCAACCUCGCGCAACUCCCUCCUAUUGCAGCACCACAAUCCACCCAUAGCUGAUUUGCGCCAGAGGAGUCAGCAGGAUUACACCGACUCCGUCUCCCGCUCCCAGUCACAGCGCUACCCGCCCGGCGUGGCCCCCUACUCCAACAACGCCAAAACCGGUGCUGCAUCUAGCUCCGUCGACAACCUCAGAACUUCCGUCAACAGCACCUCAUCUGCUUCCGCCUCCGCUCAACCUCAAGCAACCUCACCUCUUCCGCAACAGCAACCCGCCCCCGUCCCGGAAAAGCGAUCUGCACGAAAGCUGCUCAGAAACAUUUUGGGCGGAUCGGGCCGCGAUCAUCACAACACCCCGCCCCCCCAACCUACCCCGCCAAGUUCCUACGAUAACACCGGUGGUCUUGCUCGCCGACCGUCCAAAAGAAACCCCGAUUCCAAUCGCAACUCCAUUCGCUACGUCCCGACCGACUUCGACAACACCCCCUACGAAGAAGCCGACUACGGAGAUCGCCAGCCACAGCAGAUCCCGACCGUACAGGAACAGCAGCAACACGGUCAGCAGCCUGCUUACGACCCCUCACAGCAGCAGUAUCAGCAACAAUACUCCAACCAGCAGCCUGGUCAGUACCAAGCUGGACCACCCACGAUCUACACUAGUCACUUGGGUGCCGGUUCGCAUCAAAACCCCGAGACUGUUUCCCAGUUGUCGCAUGAAUCACCCAUCACUGAUUCAGACGCUCUGUCGGCAAACGUACAUUCCAACCAAACCUCCCCCGCAGUGAGGUACGCUGUACAGACCACAGACAGCCCGCUGCCUUCAACACUUCCCCCUGCUCAGCAAGGAGGAUCUCAAGCCCAGCAGCAGCAGUCGCAGCAGCAGAAUAUGGCCCCUCCCUCUGGCGGCCCUCCCCCGAACAGACGAUCCCAGGAGACAGAGAAGGCAUUGCGCAGUCAGGUCGACGCAUCUGCAGGCCCUCCCGGUUACAGACAAAGCCAGACCAUGCCUCCCACCACUGGCAGCGCCAACGCUGCCUUCCGACCAGGCGGUGCUGCAGACUCGCGGCAGUUUGAAGGCGCCACCGGAGAGCAAGGCCGGAACAGCCCACAGCCCUCCAACCCCGAUCGAGACGGCACAGAUCCCGACAAAUUCAAAGAGCUUCUAACUAAGUAUAAGAAUGUUAAGCGGUUGUACUUUGACGGCAAGACCCAGAUCGAUAACCUCAACUCUCAAAUUGAGGUGCUGCAAAAUGCAGUCGCCAACCAGCGAAUGUCACAGUCGCGGACUGCCCUCGACGACAGCGAGUAUAUAACGAGAUUCAGCCGUCUGAAUGGUGCUAUCAACAACCUCUCGUUCAAUAUCAGAAAAGAUUGGCGUACAGUGCCGCAGUGGUUAGACAUGUUUGUCAGCAUUGAUGCUCUUAAGACCGGAAAACAGGAGAUGACAGCCGUUGGUCGUGCCGUCAUUACCAGGUGGAUUGUAGAAGAGAUCUUUAACAAGUGCUUCCACCCCGGCCUCAACUUCGAGCUCAGCAGGCAGCUGAAGGAGAUUGAGCUCAACAUCCGCCGUUUCUCGUACACGAUGAGCAGCCAAGAAGAGUUCGAUGCAUUGACAAAUAAGGUCGUGAGCUGGCGAAUGGCCACCCUUGAGGGUCUGCAGAGAGUUCUCAACUCCCCGGAGAGUGCAGACAACAGGGCGGACUUUACUCGGAUGUGCACAUCGAACCUCACGGCGACACUUUUCCAGUAUAUGACAGACCCGCCGCCAGCUGGAGUGGACGGCAGCGCAUCCAUGAUUGUUGAAUUGGCCGUGGGCAUCGCAGCCAACCUGCCGCUAGAGAGCAGAGAUGUCGCAAUCAACUACCCUCUACCUGGAGACCCGAUUCAACUGAACAUCAUGGAUGUCGAGAAGACACCGCUUCCACCUUUGGAAAUUCAAAAAGCGGAGGGCGAAGCAGAGGCCGACGAAGGCGAUAAGGACAAGAGCGGCAAGAACCAACGGGCGGACAAGACCAAGAGCGGUAUGUUCACAAAUAUACUCAGCGGUGGACCGCAGGCGGGCCGCAAGGGCAGCACUGCGUCGUCAAUCGUUGGCACAAGUACUGAUACCGCCCUUCCUUCAGCUCUUCCCCCUAAGGACAACAGCACGGUGAGACUUGCGGGCUUCCCGGUAGUGGAAGUUCGUGGUCGCCAGGUUCUUGUCAAGGCGACUGUUUGGGCGCUUUGAGCGUAUUUCCAGAUAUACCGAGUGCGAAGAAAGAUGCUUUGGUGACCUGGCGGCAAUCCCUGUAGAUGAGCGGUAUUUCCAAUCGAAUUUGCUGCGUUACGAGCAUGGAAAGAGGUCCAUACUGGUUAAAAACCUUGGCCAGAAGGAAGGGGACAGGAGUCAACCAUCAACAAUGCGGAUGGAAAGGGGCGGAAUUCAUGACUGAAGAUUCACAUUCAUACCAGAAGGAACACUUGGAUGUCUGCUCUCUACUGAAAACAGAGAGCCUAGAUAGUCUCCAGGGUACCUUCACAAGUUGCUUGCUUUCUUGCCG